Molecule: messenger RNA, 2052 nt
Organism: Cryptosporidium ubiquitum
Lineage: Eukaryota; Apicomplexa; Conoidasida; Eucoccidiorida; Cryptosporidiidae
Exons: 1
Coding region: 1-2052 (683 amino acids)
Cellular component (GO): cytoplasm
Molecular function (GO): glycerophospholipase activity; metal ion binding
Source: RefSeq, a predicted model, not a curated record
AUGCCCACAAAAUUUAAAAGCCCACAUGACAAAAAAAUAUCCAUUAAUUUUACAAUUCAAGAUUUUAUCGAGCCUGAUACAUUGGUUCAGACAUACUGUCAAUAUAAUCAAAACUCAGAGAAAUUUGUUGAAGAUUUUGAUAAUUUAUUUUCGGAUAUCCCAGAAAAUGAGCGGAAACCUUUUGUAACAGGUUGUAGAGACCUAGUAACUGAUAAAUAUUCAAUUCAGAAAAGCAUUUGUAAAAAAAAAGGAUUUAAUAAAGACUUUUCGGUAGUAAAUAGCUUAAUUACUAAUGAGGACAGUGUAAAAAGAGAUGAUCACAAUUUAUAUUCAAACAAAGAAGUUGGUGAACCAAAAGCUAGAAGUAAAGUAAAUCGAUUUGUAGUAAGCCGAAGAAAGAAAAAGAAGAUAAGAUUCAAUAGUGCUGCUAAAGGGAGUUUUACAGAAAACUCUGAUUCAAUCCAAAAUGAUAGUCCUUCUGGUAUUAAUGCCAGAUUCCAAAAAGAUGAAACUUUUAGUCCUUUAAAUUCACAUAAAGAAACGUUCUCAAGCGAUAAUUACUUAUCAGAACAGUUGUCGCCAUUAUCAGAGAAAAAACUGCCUAUUAUUGAUGGAUACGGCCCAUUUUCCCCUAGGAAAUCAAAACAGCCGCCUCAUAUUAUGCUGAUAGUACAUGGAAUUGGAAGCAACGAGUCUGCCAUUAAUAAAAAUAAGGAUGAGUUUGUUCACCAAUUGGAAUCUGUGAAGGCACACUGGUUUUGGGAGGUGGAUAUUGAUAUUACGGUAGAUGCAGUAGAUUGGAAGAGCAAGUUAGCCUCUGUACAGGAUCAUAUGUUCGACAGAAUUACUCUUCCACAACAUAGGGAAAACAGAAUGCUUUUAAAUAAGACAAUUGGCGAUGUAAUGUACUUCAUGGUUCCAAGAUAUGGCGACUACAUUAUUGCUGAGGUUGCAAAACAAUUAAAUCAGAAAAUCAAACAUUAUAAGUCAAAAAUAUCUGGAAAACCAAAAAUUGUUUUGAUUGGACACUCUUUGGGAAGUGUAAUUGUAUAUGAACUUGUUUCAAGACAACAAACCAGGAUUACUAAGUCGGAAAUCCCAAAGCUUGAUUUUGAUGUGGAUCACCUGUUUCUAUGGGGUUCUCCAUUACCAGCAAUGCUUGUUAUGAUGUUUCCUGAGUAUCUACGCUCUGGUCUGACUCUUCCUAAAGGACUUGCACCAAUUCAGCCGAAUGAAAGUUUUAGUGGGGGCAAUUUUAUUCUGAACAAAUGCCCUGAAUUAAAGGUCUACAACGUCUUCCACCCCUAUGACCCUGUUGCAUUCAGACUUGAACCGUUGUUAUACCCAAAUUUGGUUUCGCUCCCUGACCCUGUUCUUCUUCCAUAUUGGCGCAACCUUUCAAAAAGAACUUACCAUCAGUGGGAUAAGGAGAUGGAGAAUGCAAGGAGGGCUUUAUAUGAUAGUAUUAGUGGAAUAACUUCUUCGAUUUCUAAUGCUGUACUUGGGGGAAUUUUAGGUUGGGGUGGAGUGAAUGAAUAUAAAUCAACACUGGAAGUAAAUCUUGUGCCAAGAGAUCAGAAAAUUAAACAGUUAAGGGAUGAAUCUGUAAUUUCCAAAUUUAAGACAAAGUUUUCUGCAGGUAGUAAGAUAGCUGGGUUUUCUGGUAUAAAUUUUUCAAGUUCAUCAAAAGGUCAGUUAAAAACGCAUAGCUAUUCUGAAGGGAAAGAAAGCGAAUCAGUCAACUUCUCUCUAUUGAAAACCAAUGAGGUACCUGGAAUACCAAUAAGAGUAGACUACCAGCUUCAAGAAGGAACUACCGAACAUUAUAUUUCAUCUUUGGCAUUUCUGCAGUCACAUUUUAAUUAUUGGAAAAGCAGGGAUUUAGGAUUUUUUAUACUUUGGAAAAUAAUUGAAGAUUUUGAACCUGUAAUUUCUCACGAUGACUACAAAGCUGCAUUAGAGCAUCUAAAGCAAGACCAGGUAGGCUUAGACCACCUUGAUUCAUCAUCUGAGAUUUCAGAUGACUCAUCUUAUGACUUGGAAUCAGACUGA